CCGCAAAACAAAUGCUACAUAAGAUAAAGUUUCGCGUGGUACAUAUAACAAGCCAAGAAGAGCAAUACCCGGCCAUAGAACUGAAUCACUCUUCGCCUAAUACCAGAGGAUGGCGCAGUGCGAAAAACUGCCCUUAUCCACAACAAAUUGUUGUCGAAUUAGAAAAACCGUCUAGAAUCCGAAAGAUUCAGAUACUUUCGCAUCAGUCACUUAUUGCUUCGAAGGUUGAAUUUUUUGUUGGCGACUCGUACAGCGAAGAUACAAUUAAUUUGGGCACUUCUCGGUUUACAAGACUUGGGUACGACUUACUCUUUUUCACUUUUGGUAGCCAUGUAGAGCUGUCUAACAACGAAGCCACGCAGUUUAAGGCAAGGGAGUUGAAGUCGGUUCAUGUUGAUGCAUGUGGUUCCUAUCUCCAAAUCUUUCUUUACAAAAACUAUGCAAACCUGGAAAAUCUUCACAACCAAAUAAGCAUUAUAGCACUUAAUCUUAUUGGAUGUUCGCGUGGUAUAGCGGGAAACUCUGUGUCACAUGAAAGUAUGGUGGAUGGUAUUAAUGUGUCACCAUUGGAUGAUUUGGCGUUUGGUAUUUAUCAAGAUCCUCAAUUGGGGGAUAUUAUCCGUCAGUUGCAAUGCCAAAAGUUGGAAUACGCACGUCGCGAAAAUUUCGACAUGGCAAGAAAGGCACGUGACGCCAUCCGUUAUAUCCAAGAGGUCGGAGAAAAGAUUUGCAAACUUGAAUUUGAAAAACAGGAAGCGGUAAAGCUGGAAAACUACGAAGAUGCUAAAUCGAAAAAGGAGGAAAUUCUUCAAAUUCGUAAUAAAUUGGCACACGCUGUUGAUCUUGACGUUCUCCUCAAUGCUGACUCGCACCCUCAGCAUUAUCCUCGACCCACUGCGUCUUUCAACAAACUGCCAAUUAGUUUUCGACAUGGAGAGCACUAUUCGACUGAAGCAGAACCCGAAACUAAUAUGGAAUCAUGCCUCACCGACCCUUCAGCAAGCGGUGUGGACUCAUUUUCGACGCACUAUGGCCACAACGUUGCCGACGAACGCCCUCUGCCUGCACUCCUCAAGAGGCAAACAAAAAGUGAUACGGAAGGAGCCUUCCAACUUGAGGAGAACCAUAAGUCUCCUAAGCAGGAUAACGAGUUUCAGGGUUUAUCCGAGGGAACAAAACGGCAAGCUGCUGUGGCAAUCGAUGUCGUUGGUCUUCCCUUGGUUCAGCUGUUUUACAGUCGGUCGUGGAAGCUACGAGAGCAGGCCUUAGUAGAUUUAGAGCAGCGGGUUUCUCGGAAUCCACUUCCACCUCCAGCGUCACUUGAGUUAAUGUCCUCUGACCCGGAUCCCGUUGGAGAACUGCGCUCGACUACAUUUCUUCUACAAAAAGCUCUUAGUGAACAGGUAUUGACUCUUUACCGAAAAGCUCUGGAGAUGAUUCAUCCUACUAUUGUUGACUUUGGUGAACGUCAUCACAUUGCGAGGCCGGAAGUAUUCAACUCGCUUGACAAGAUUGUUCGACUUCUUUUACAACGCACUGGCGAUUCAUCUUUACGAAUUCGUGACAUUACCAAGGCUCAGUUAAUUACAAUGGCCAAAUGGCCCAUCUGGCUGGAAUAUCAGAUAAAAAACGAUAAGUUUCGAAAAGGUGGAGGAUUCUGGCAUGAAAUCCUUCGACCCUUUCAACCAACUACCCUAGAACGACUGGCUCUAUGUCAAAUGCAAAUUGUGAGUGAUAUCUACGCCGACUUUGGCGGCUCGGACGAUAAGAGCGAGAGUAGAAAUACAUUUAACCAGAUUGAGGAUCUCGUCAUAUUCACCAUUCAGGCUCUUGAACACCGAUCGAAUGAGGCAGGUGUUCGCGAGCUGGCUGAAUCUUUGAUUGUGGCGUUGUACAGAUCAGAGGAUAGAAAUCUAAUUCGUCAGAUUAUGCCUCCGAAUGACUGGGAGGCCCAGCGACAUCCACUAUACCGACGAAUUUUUGCUAAAUUCGAUCAACUUGAUGGUCGGGAUCAUCCGUUUGGUGUUCUUCCACCAUCCCUCAAAGUGCCUCAAAAGCGAUUCGAUGAUCAAAACGCUCUAAAGCAUCACAGACGCAUUCGGGGGCAAAUACCCCUACCACCACUGAAGAACGGCCCUACGUCAAGAGAAUCCCUCACGUUGGUGCCCACUGAUUCACUCUCAGCGGCAGCCUCCCCACCUGCCACCAACAGCGAGUUGGACCUUCUUUUGUGCCUCGACAAGACUUGCAUCUUCUGUGGAGAACAGAAUGACGCCUUUAAUGAGGAGACGCUUGACAUGCACUAUUGGAAGUCGUGUCCCAUGCUAAGACGCUGCCCUAAUUGCAAACAGGUUGUUGAGGUGUCCGGAUUGACAGAACAUUUACUGAACGAGUGUCCAAAGUCUAAUAAGUUGGGUGGUUAUCGUCGUUGUGAGCGCUGCAGUGAGGCUGUUCCAAAUGCCACCUUUAUCAAGCACAAUUCAUGCAAAGCAGCACCGAAUCCUUCACUGCGCUGUCCCCUCUGCCACGCGGACUUGGCUGACGACGGAGUGCAAGAUAGCAACAACGAAGACGCUUGGCGGAUGCACUUACUGAAGGAGUGCAGACAAAACAGCCGCAUUUCACGUCCAUUGACAUCCUCUGACUCAGCACUUCAAGGCCCAUCAAUUUCUCCAGCAGCUCCGUUUUCGGGCAAAAAAGCGAUUGUCAAGCGCGUUAACAUUUGA
This is a messenger RNA of Hydatigera taeniaeformis, 2726 nucleotides long. The record is from the annotation of a GenBank genome assembly. Lineage: Eukaryota; Metazoa; Platyhelminthes; Cestoda; Cyclophyllidea; Taeniidae.